Messenger RNA from Clonostachys solani, 2076 nucleotides. The record is from the annotation of a GenBank genome assembly. NCBI's taxonomy places the organism in Eukaryota, Fungi, Ascomycota, Sordariomycetes, Hypocreales, Bionectriaceae.
AUGAAUCUUUCCGACCCCCAGACUCGGGCUUCCCAAAGGAAUGGACCAAUUGAAUCUGGCCCAUUGGCCAAGCGCAGCAAGGCAUGCGUGUCUUGCCGAGCACGCAAGGUCAAAUGCGAUGCUGAUGCGGUUGGCCUGCCUUGCAGUAGCUGCACAAGCAGACAAUGUCCCGAAACCUGCGUCUUGUCCCUGCGCAAGCCACGUAGGAGGAAAUUGGAUCUCACUACGGCGAGAGAAAAGUCCGGAAGAUCAAGUGUUAGUUUGACGCCACCAGCAUGCCGACCGGAACAUGUAUCGGAAUGUGAACCAAUUCCUCAACCUCGCGCAAUCGAACCAACAUCUGCUACCAGUGUUGUCAGCUCCUAUCAGAGUCGCGGCCGCUCAAGCGACUCUCGUCCACGGCGUACACGGCGACCACCAUCCGAUUUACCUUAUCUCAACAUGAUACAAGACGCCGUAAACAGUGCUGCCUCUGGGGAACAACUCGGCAUGAAUGGAAGAAGUCCCUCCGUUUCAAGAGAAGAAGAGCAUAGCAGCCUUGAUACUUGGUUUGGAAACAAGCCCCCAGGAUUGGAUGACAUUGAUUACGACUACCUUGUCAAGAAAGGAGUGUUCGAAUUACCUGCUCAACCUCAUCUGGAUACGCUUAUUCGGACUUACUUCGAGUAUCUUUGGCCAUCCGCGCCUGUAAUCUGCAGGAUUGAUUUCAUUCAACGCUAUAGAGCAGGUAACUGUUCUCUGUUUUUACUAUAUGCUAUUUUAGCAACCACAGUGCCAUUCGCGCCUGAGGAUUCAAUAUCUGGAUUGGGCUUUCAGGAUCGAUCAGUUGCGCAGAAGAGUUUCUUCUCGAAAUCGAAGCUGCUAUAUGACUUUCAUUGCGAGCGAGAUCUUCUCGCCAUGUUGCAAGGCUCAUUAAUUCUUAACAUCAUCAUUCUUGACUAUCCAACCGACAAGGAUUUUCAGCACUGGUUCUACAACUCCAUCCGUCUGUUCGUCAAACUCGAUAUACCUGAAAUGUAUGUUAUUCUUCAAUAUUCUACUGAUAGAGAGUCACUGCUGAGAUCGAAAUAUAGUUGCGCCAGACAGGACGAUUCUUGCAAGGCACAAAAGCUGUAUAGGAGGAUCUGGUGGGUUCUUUAUAGCCGAGAUGUAUUUCAUUCCUUUGUAAAUACACGAAACCUGCGACUUCUCGAAGUGUUGCCGUAUAUUAAGCCAAUCACUUUUGGUGAUUGGGACGACGAGGACACGUCAGAAAGCCAUGAUUUAUUAGAGCCGAUAUCAGACGGACAGAAGACUUCACUAGUUGCUCAUUGCGAACUAGCCCAAAUGUUUUCGGGGCAUCCGCUGAACACCACCAGCGACGUAGCUGGGCAAGACCCCCUCACAUUUAUGCUUCCGCUCGAGGAAUGGCGGGUGUCUCUUGCGGAAAGAAUGGGCAUCCGAAACCAGUCGUACGGCAGAGAGGCAUAUUAUCCUGAAAUAAUGGCGAGAAGUUAUCUGUUCGAGUGCAUCUUGUGUCGGCACCUCCUACGACGCCAGGAGGUCAAGUGGGGUGAUUGGGCAAAGCAGAGGCUUCGGUCCGCCAUUUUCGAGCUCGAUGCCAUUGUUGGCAGAGUUUUGGCAAAUGGAACGAUAAAGAAAUUCCCAAUGGGCUUUAGUGUCGCAACUGUGCCAGCGCUACUCGCCUUGCACAUCGAAACGGCGUUGGAUCUCUCAGAAACUGAACUUGCACGAUCUAUGGCUCGAGUGUCCAUCAACCAAACAAUGCUCGCUCUAGGGCAGAUGCAGCACGUUCCAGCGAUAAAGCGAGGCUUGCCCGCCUUUGAGUCGGUUCUGGCCAAGAAGGAUCUGUAUCAGGUAACAGGCCGCAGCCAUGCAGAAAAAGCUUCCCCGAGGAUACCUGCAGCAGGGCAGCAUGCCCCAUAUGAUGGCGCUCAUCUAUCGUCCGUGCUGCAGCCUGGUAUCUCUUCAGCUGACUCUGGCCUGACAGACUACCCUAGCUUCCCUGAGGAUUUUCUUGGAUACGAUUUCCUAGAUAGAUGGCAGCUGGAGCAAUGGGAGUUCAUAAAUAUUUAA